AUGGAAGAAGAACCUUCAACAUCAAGUGGUAUAAAACGUUCUAUACCGCGAGAGUUACAAGAUGAAAUCGAUGCGAUUAUUUCAAAACAACCACGAGCAACAGCAGCAAAAGCAGCAGAUUUAGACGAGAAUCAGAAAAGAUGGUUGGUUGUUGGAAUAUGCCUACACAGCGUAAUAUCCCAAGCCUUGAGGAGUUAUGUUGUUCCAAUUUUAACAAAACUUUGUUAUAAGUUAUCUGUGUAUCAUAGACUCGAAACACAAACAUUUCCAGCACAUUUACAAAAACAUCCACCACUAAACAAGACAUUCCUGAAUUACGAAGGAGUCAACAACAACAAAGUAAAAUAUGGUUAUAAUAAACAAAGGUACGACUACAAGAUCAAGAAUGUUGUGGAUUUGUCCAAACUAUUCCUACAAACACACAUGGCACAUUACACGGGAUUUGAUGACACAUGUGACUCCUCAGCUUUGCUGGGAUUGAUCAUCAACAUUGACCAGUUCGAUCCAGUCGUUAAAUUUGUUGCCGAUGAUGUACGACGAAAUAUACGAAAUUCUUGGGCUCAUUGUGACUUUACUGAAUGGGAUGCUAUCAAGUAUUUUAAUUCAUUCCAACUGAUGAAAAACCUAAUCAAGGACCUUAAACUGAGUCUCAAUGAAGAAACACAUAUCCUCGGAGAAAUAGAAAAAUGGGAGAUGAAUGGUCGACGUUUUCUUAGUGGAACAACUUAUGGUCUUGAAUUAGUUAACGAGUUUCGUCAACAAACACGUGCGCUUGCUGAUUAUUCACAACUGGUAACAACAGAAACAGAUAGCAAUUUUAUAGGGAUGCAGAAGGCACUGAAAAAAGUUGAAAUUCUCCUCCUCCAUAACAUAGACCAGUUAAAGAAAGAUAUAGAGAAACGAUUGUUUGAAAUAGAUAAAGUGCUGGUUGAUCAAGAUACAACGUUGAAAAAUCACGAUACACAAUUAGAGAUACUUAGAGAAAAUAUUAGCCAGUCCGCAAGCCAUGAUUUCCACUUUGUUGAGAUGGAAUUUUGGAAAAAGCAAGAACUAGUGUUCGUUGAAACGCCUGCUGUUAUAAAGGUUUUAAAGUGUCUUGAAUCAGAACAUACUGUUUUAAUAGUAGGUGAACCUGGCAUCGGGAAGAGCAUGUUGAUGCAUCAUGUCGCUUUAAAAAUACAUUCAACAACAAGUUAUUGUAUAGUAUCAUGUUUAGGAAUUCAGGAUAUAUUUAAGCAUUAUAAUAUGGACAAAAGGCAGAUGUUUGUUAUAGACGAUAUUUGUGGACGAUUUACAUCUAGUUUGUCGGACAUUGAAUACUUGAUGAAAAAUGAAGAUACGUUUAAACGGAUACUGGGAAAGGGGAAAACGAAAAUUGUAGCAACAUGCCGUUUAGAUAUUCAUUUGGAGGACACGUUUAGUGAAUCAUGUACUCUUUUCCAAACAAAUAUCUUCAACUUAUCUGAUGAAUAUUCAAAAGAUGACAAGUUAAAGAUAUGCAUGAAGUAUUUAUCAAAAACGAGUUGUGAGUUGUUGGAAGAUCAAAAUGUAGAGUUUACACCUUUAAUGUGUUAUCUAUACUCAAAAAAUGAAGAAUUCAAUUUAACAGAAUUUUUACAUUGUCCUUACGUUACAUACCAAAGAGAAUGGGAAAAGUUUAAAGUAAUGAAUCCACACAAAUAUUGCUCCCUUUUUUUAUGUGUAAUUCACAAUGGCAUUAUUAAGAAGUCAUUGUUUGACACCUUUAAUGAAAGUAAUAACAAAAAUAAAGAUGUCUUGGACAUUAUUUAUGAAAUUUGCAGAGUGAAUCGAGGGACAUCUAGAAGUAAAAUGGAAUCAACUGUCGACAGCAUGAUUGGAACUUUCUUUGUGAAAACAAAAACUGAAUACAGGGUAAUACAUGACAAAAUGUUUGACUUUUUAUGUUCUUAUUUUGGGUCGAAGGAUACGCUGGUCAGAUGUAUAUUGCGUUAUGCAAACAUCCAAGUUUUCAAUGAAAGAACACAACUAGAAUCAAUCAAUGAAAAAUAUGACAAAUUUACGAUAUUAAUAUUAAAGAGUAAUGAACAGGAAUACUUUGAGAGAAUACAAAAUGAUUUACAACAUGGAAAAAUAAAUCAAUGUUUUUGCAAUUCACAAAUGAAACAUGAAAAAUAUAGAGCUAAAUUUCUCAAAGUAUUACAAACAAUAGACGACAACUUUCUUUUUGAACAAAUGUUUUCGAGAAAAUGUUUGCAAUAUACUUCCAAACUUAAAGAAAAUGUUGAUGCUGAACCAAAUAUAGAAGUCGAUGUAGAUUCUUCAGAUGCUGAUGAUAAUUGUGAGAUGUCAGAACCUUUAAUAACAUCAUGCUCUCGGGGAUAUCAUGAUAUUGUUCAAUUUUUUAUGACCAAAUAUGUUGAUCUUAAGAACUAUUAUUCAUUUAUAACACCUUUGACAGCUGCUUGUCGGGGAGGAAAUGAGAAUAUAGUCCAGUUACUUAUUGACAAAGGAUGUGAUGUUACCCAGGCUGAUUGUACGAAUCAUACACCUUUGACAUAUGCUUGUUGGGGAGGAAAUGAUACAAUAGUUCAGUUACUUAUUGACCACGGAUGUGAUGUUACCCAGGCUGGUGGUAUGCGGCAAACACCUUUGAUAGCUGCUUGUGAGGGAGGAAAUGAUAAAAUAGUUCAGUUACUUAUUGACAAAGGAUGUGAUGUUACCCAGACUAAUGUUAUGGGGAAAACACCUUUGACAGCUGCUUGUGAGGGAGGAAAAGAGAAAAUAGUCCAGUUACUUAUUGACAAUGGAUGUGAUGUUAACCUGGUUGAUGAUAUGGGAGAAACACCUAUGACAGCUGCGUGUUUUGGAAAAAAUGAGAAGAUAGUUCAGUUACUUAUUGACAAAGGAUGUGAUGUUACCCAGGCUGAUGGUAUGGGGGGAAAAACACCUUUGACAGCUGCUUGUAUGGGAGGAAAUGAUAAAAUAGUUCAGUUACUUAUUUACAAAGGAUGUGAUGUUACCCAGGCUGAUGGUAUGGGGGGAAAAACACCUUUGACAGCUGCUUGUAAGGGAGGACAUGAUAAAAUAGUUCAGUUACUUAUUGACAAAGGUUGUGAUGUUAACCAGAUUGAUGGUAGGGGGUCAACACCUUUGACAGCUGCUUGUGAUAACGGAAAUGAUAGAAUAGUACAGUUAUUUAUUGACGAAGGAUGUGAUGUUACCCAGGAUGAUGGUCAGGACAGAACACCUUUGACAGCUGCUUGUGAGGGAGGAAAUUAUAAAAUAGUUCAGUUACUUAUUGACAAAGGAUGUGAUGUUACCCAGGCUGAUGGUAUGGGGGGAACACCUUUGAGAGCUGCUUGUAUGGGAGAAAAUGAUAAAAUAGUUCAGUUACUUAUUGACAAAGGAUGUGAUGUUACCCAGGCUGAUGGUAUGGGGGGAACACCUUUGACAGCUGCUUGUAUGGGAGAAAAUGAUAAAAUAGUUCAGUUACUUAUUUCCAAAGGAUGUGAUGUUACCCAGGCUGAUGGUAUGAGGGGAAACACACCUUUGACAGCUGCUUGUAUGGGAGGAAAUGAUAAAAUAGUUCAGUUACUUAUUUACAAAGGAUGUGAUGUUACCCAGGCUGAUGGUAUGGGGGGAACACCUUUGACAGCUGCUUGUGAGGGAGGAAAUGAUAAAAUAGUUCAGUUACUUAUUGACAAAGGUUGUGAUGUUACCCAGACUAAUGGUAGAAUGGGAACACCUUUGACAGCUGCUUGUGAGGGAGGAAAUGAUAAAAUAGUUCAGUUACUUAUUGACAAAGGAUGUGAUGUUACCCAGGCUGAUAGUAGGGGGGAAACACCUUUGACAGCUGCUUGUGAGGGAGGAAAUGAUAAAAUAGUUCAGUUACUUAUUGACAAAGGAUGUGAUGUUACCCAGACUAAUGGUAGAGGGGGAACACCUUUGACAGCUGCUUGUAAGGGAGGACAUGAUACAAUAGUUCAGUUACUUAUUAACAAAGGAUGUGAUGUUACCCAGGCUGAUAGUAAGGGGGAAACACCUUUGACAGCUGCUUGUGAGAGAAGAAAUGAUAAAAUAGUUCAGUUACUUAUUGACAAAGGAUGUGAUGUUACCCAGACUAAUGGUAGAGGGGGAACACCUUUGACAGCUGCUUGUAAAGGAGGAAUUUAUAAAAUAGUUCAGUUACUUAUUAACAAAGGAUGUGAUGUUACCCAGGCUGAUAGUAGGGGGGAAACACCUUUGACAGCUGCUUGUGAGGGAGGAAAUGAUAAAAUAGUUCAGUUACUUAUUGACAAAGGAUGUGAUGUUACCCAGACUAAUGGUAGAGGGGGAACACCUUUGACAGCUGCUUGUAAGGGAGGAAAUGAUAAAAUAGUUCAGUUACUUAUUGACAAAGGAUGUGAUGUUACCCAGGCUGAAAGUAGGGGGGAAACACUUUUGACAGCUGCUUGUCAGGGAGGAAAUGAUAAAAUAGUUCAGUUACUUAUUGACAAAGGAUGUGAUGUUACCCAGACUAAUGGUAGAGGGGGAACACCUUUGACAGCUGCUUGUGAGGGACGACAUGAUAAAAUAGUUCAGUUACUUAUUAACAAAGGAUGUGAUGUUACCCAGGCUGAUAGUAGGUGGAGGACACCUUUGACAGCUGCUUGUGAGGGAGGAAAAGGUAAAAUAGUUCAGUUACUUAUUGACAAAGGUUGUGAUGUUAACCAGGCUGAUGGUGGGGGGUCAACACCUUUGACAGCUGCUUGUGAGGACGGAAAUGAUAGAAUAGUACAGUUACUUAUUGACGAAGGAUGUGAUGUUACCCAGGAUGAUGGUAUGGAGAGAACACCUUUGACAGUUGCUUGUUUGGGAGGAAAUGAUAAAAUAGUUCAGUUACUUAUUGACAAAGGAUGUGAUGUUGCCCAGACUAAUGGUAGAUGGGGAACACCUUUGACAGCUGCUUGUAAUGGAGGACAUGAUAAAAUAGUUCAGUUACUUAUUAACAAAGGAUGUGAUGUUACCCAGGCUGAUAGUAUGGGGGAAACACCUUUGACAGCUGCUUGUGAGGGAGGAAAUGAUAAAAUAGUUCAGUUUCUUAUUGACAAAGGAUGUGAUGUUACCCAGACUAAUGGUAGAGGGGGAACACCUUUGACAGCUGCUUGUAAGGGAGGACAUGAUAAAAUAGUUCAUUUACUUAUUAACAAAGGAUGUGAUGUUACCCAGGCUGAUAGUAGGGGGGAAACACCUUUGACAGCUGCUUGUGAGGGAGGAAAUGAUAAAAUAGUUCAGUUACUUAUUAACAAAGGAUGUGAUUUCGAGUUACUUAUUGACAAAGGAUGUGAUGUUACCCAGACUUAUGGUAUGUUGAUAACACCUUUGACAGCUGCUUGUGAGGGAGGAAAUGAUACAAUAGUUCAGUUACUUAUUGACAAAGGAUGUGAUGUUCACCGGGCUGAUGUUAAGGGGUCAACACCUUUGACAGUGGCUUGUGAGGAAGGAAAUGAUACAAUAGUUCAGUUACUUAUUGACAAAGGAUGUGAUGUUAACCGGGCCGAUGGUAUGGGGUCAACACCUUUGACAGCUGCUUGUAAGGGUGGAAAUGAUAAAAUAGUUCAGUUACUUAUUAACAAAGGAUGUGAUGUUACCCAGGCUGAUAGUAGGUUUGACGAAGGAUGUAAUGUUACCCAGGCCAUUGAAACGAAUGAUACACCUUUGACAGCUGCUUGUCUGCGAGGAAAAGAGAAAAUAGUCCAGUUCCUUAUUUACAAAGGAUGUGAUGUAACCCAGGCUGAUGGUAUGGGACAGACACCUAUGACAGCUGCUUGUUGGAGAGGAAAUGAGAAGAUAGUACAGUUACUUAUUGAAAAGGGAUGUGAUGUUAACCAAACUUGUGUUGCGGAAUGUACACAAAUGACAGUUGCUUGUAUGGGAGGAAAUGAGAAGAUUGUACAGUUACUUAUUGACAAAAGAUGUGAUUUUACCCAGGCUGAUGGUAUGGGACAGACACCUAUUACAGCAGCUUGUCGGGGAGGCAAUACGAAAGUAUUACAAGUACUAAUUGACAAAGGAUGUGAUUUUUACCAAAUUGAUAAUAUGGGACAUACACCUUUAACAGCUGCUUGUGUGGAAAGUAGAAACAACUUAGUACAAUUACUUAUACAAAAAAGGAUGUGAUAUCAACCAGGUAAAUGGUAAUGGAGAUACACCAUUGAAAGUAGCUUGUAAAGGAGGAAAUAAAAAGUUUGUACAGUUUCUUCUCAACAAAGGAUGUGAUGUGGUAGAGGACCAUUUAAUGGCUGCUUAUAACAGAGGAAAUGAUAAAAUAGUACAGUUACUUAAAGAUCGUGUACAUGUUGAGGAUAUGAUCAAACAAUCCUGACAGCUGAAGACAUGAAAAGAAAUUGCUAUAACGACAAAGGAAGUAAUGCUAACCAGGCUAAUGAAGAGGAUGAAUCAUUUCUACAAAUAAGAAGAUAACGCAGAUUAAUGAAAAGCUUAUAUUAUAAAAACUUAAAAGUAACCAAAUACACAACAAAAAUACCAAAGGUAAAACUUUCAAAUUCUAUUGAACUGUAACAUAACACUGUGUAAAGU
This is a messenger RNA of Mytilus trossulus (common blue mussel), 6561 nucleotides long. RefSeq lists its product as uncharacterized. The transcript has 9 exons. NCBI's taxonomy places the organism in Eukaryota, Metazoa, Mollusca, Bivalvia, Mytilida, Mytilidae. Gene Ontology annotation, molecular function: protein binding. Gene Ontology annotation, cellular component: cytoplasm. Bases 1 to 6141 code for a protein of 2046 amino acids. The record is from RefSeq and is a predicted model, not a curated record. Gene Ontology annotation, biological process: innate immune response.